AUGCGCCCGGUCUGCUGCGCGUCACGUCCAAUCAUUGCGCGCUCACCUAUUUUUUUUUUCCCUUUUUCUUCCCUUUUUCUUCGGCGCUACACGCUGCCCCGGCGGCAAAAGCCCGCCGCGGCCCGCUUCCGCCCGCGGUCCGCACAUGCCUCGCAAGCGCCCGCCCCUGGCAACAUCGGGGUCCGCCCAUUCCCAGCACCCUCCCUGUCGCUUUUCUUCGCAUGCACCCAAGUCAAGCCACGCACUGCACACGGUGCCCCGCACCCCACUGCCCCCCCCCUCCCCCCCUCCUCCUCCCCACCACCGCACUCAACACGCACUCCUAUUCCACAAACCCUGCCCUCCAUCAACUUGCUCAUCACGUUCCCACCCGUCUUGUUUCUCACCCUCCCCGCCGUCACCUCCUCCCCUUCACCUUCCCCACCUUGCAUCCCUAACUUCUUGCCUACUCCCCAACUCCGCUCCCCUUCCCUCCCUCGUCCCCCCCGCCCCCCGGUCCACUUCACCACCUUUCCGCCAAGUAACAUCGAAGCAACUCAAGCACCCCCAUUUUGUUGUCGCUCUUCCGCGCAAGGCGAAAGCAUGACGCCGUCGCGCGACAUGUCCGCCUCCGCCUCCACCAUCCCGGAGGGGCGCUCUCUCUACCUGCCGCCCAUCUCCACUUCCGCCAACAUAAAGGAUGGUUCCCCCUCCGACUCUGCCCAGCCCGUCGUCUUCGCGGUCAAACUCACAGAAGAAAUGGUCUCCACGCUCGUCGCCGGCGCCGCCACCGAUGACGCCUCCAUCCACCUUGCUGAAAGCCAUGCCGUCCUCAACAUGCCCAACCACGAUCCCUUCAAGUUUACGCUCCGCCCCAUUGGUGAGGGCGACGAUUCCCGCCGCGCCGUCUGUUAUUCUAGAAACGCCACAGACCUACGCGCCGUCGGCCCCAUCGUUGCAGACCUAGACCUUGAGCGUGCGAAUUCCGUGGACGCCAGCUCCGUUGCAAAGAUACGUGCUGCAGAUGAGCGAGACAAGAGCAAGAAACGCGGAAUGAAACUGGCUGAUGAUAUUGCUCCAACCGCAAGGAAGAGACGCAAGACCGUCGAAAAGCGUCCCCGUCCCGCCCCAAAGAUGCCCAAGAGCAGCCCAAUUGUCUCGCCCGGUCGUGGCCACAGUGCAAACAACACCCCCCCGAGAGCCCGCCCAAAUGGAAGGCCUAGAGCAACACCCACCGCCUCUGCUGCAGUUCCACCUUCAUCGGCACCGCGACGCAUUUCUCCGCAGACUAACUCCCAGAUGUCCGGUCUCUUUGGCAAUGGCAAUCUCCCGGAAAUGACCGAGAGGGUUCGACCCGGUGCAUCAACCACCCGACGCUCUGUCACUCCACCAAAAUUUCGCUCCUCCCCGUACGGUUCUCGAAGAACAUCUCCGCUCCCUACCAGCGCCCAUUCGCCUUCCAGCCCCAAAACGGGAAAUCUCAGAGCGAAAAGCGAGGAUAUUGACGAGCUGCGAGUCAAUGUCAUGCACAUCUUGGCGUCCCAUCCGCGAGCGUUUCACUCUCUUUCCAGCCGCGUUAUUGAAAGCGAUGCACCUCCAGAGGUGAAGGAGGACCUGAAGAGUGUUUUGCAAGAAGUCGCUACAUGCAAAGACGGUAUUUACACGCUCAGGGGGCAUUGCUGGGCGAAAAUCUCCGAAGACUACCAGGAAUAUACGCACGCCGAGCGAACGCAAAUGAGAAUCGCGCGAUCCGAAUGGGACAGUGUAAACGGUACGAAUGAUGUGAGGUCCAUCACAGACGGCGUAAUGACGGACGCCCAGCUCGAUUCCGAAAUCAGAUCGUUCCAAAAGGCAAAGACAGAUGAUAAUGUUGGGAAGAUUUCCAGUGAGAGAGAAGAGAAGGAGUUUCGCAAGACCUUUGAGAAGUGGUAUCCUUUAUACGCAGAAGUUAUUAACCGUCUAGAGAAAAUGUCCAAGAUGUUUAAAUCCUUGGAUUCGCGCUUCAAGGAGCGUCGCUCGGCUGAAGAACGCGAUAGCAUCGUGAAGAGAAUUACGACAGCGUACGAGAAACAUAAGAAGCGGCGAGAGGAAUUGAUCACGGUUUUACCAUUACUGCACGGAAACCUGCGUUCUAUCCGUAGCGCCCUGGACAAGUGGGCCAAGGACGCGAUGAUGGAUAUGGACUAAGUGUCCAAUUGGUUUUUACGUCGCGUUUGUUUUGUUCUUUUUUGAUUGUGUCGUUAGCAAAUACUUGAUUCCCUUCAUUGGACGACACAGAAAUUUGUAGAGAGUGUCGAGACCUAACCUGUAACACCCAACACUUGCUUUUGUAAAAGUUGCAAUCAUGCAUGCAGAGAUGGUUGCGGCUUGAAGUCCAGCUUUCGCAACAAACAGGGCAACUUUUUUUUUUUCCGUAUAAAUCGACCAGCCGCUCAGAGGCUGUUCAAACCGGGUGGAGUGGACCGGGUGGAGUGGAUUCGAAGACAUGUUCACGGCGAAUUCAAUGGUUUCUCCCUCUGCGCACUUCAGGUUAGGAUUGUGGAAAUUACCAGACGAAGAAGAGGCAUUUUAAAGGAAGGCCCCAUCAGUGUUAUAUGAUUGGUUGAAGCAGCAAUGCUUACAAAGCGAUCUCGAGUGUUUUUAUCUGACAGUAAAUUACAGAACACGCACAGUAUGAUUGCGCAGUUAUGCCAACUGUGCUAGGGGUGUUGACAACGUCUUGCGAACUUGGCGCCGUCUGCUCACAUGGCGUCGCGGGUAAAGAGCAGCAACGUGAUCCACCUGUGAGAAAAGGGUGCUCCUUCCUAGAAACACUGACAGCAAACGGUGGUUGUGCACGACAAAUCGCGCCGUGCGGCUGUCGAGCUACAGUUGUGCACAACAUCCAUCAGUUUUGUGUGACGGAACCGAAAUCUUACCGGAGCUCAAACGUUGCGAUUUUGUUUUCUAGCGGACCCCGUACAUGGAAGAACGGGAAGAAGCGGGCCGGUCCGCUGGUGAGGUGCCGUCGCUGACCGAAUCUACUCUUCCGAAGGAACGCGUGCCGAUAAGCUGUACAAAGGCGUUCGACAGCUUGUAUUUUUGCUACUCCCCUUUUCAUCAAGGUCGUGAGUACUACAUAACGGGACAACUGGAUGAUUGCCGCGGUCGGUUAAAGCGCUUUCGAAUGUGCGUGAUGUCGCGCUUCAGGCCGCAGGCGGUUUCUGAGACUAUUUAUGCGGAGGAAGAAACGAAGGAAAGCUCUGGAAAGAGCAACGCACCGCCGGUGUGGGAAUCAAGUGAAGAAUACCUCGCAAACGUGGAGAAGGCCGAGCAGGAGGAAAGGAGGGAAACCAAGAUACAAAGAGAAGGAGAAGCUAAAGAAGGGGCCCAAUGGUGGCUGUGAACGACAGCGCCACGCGUGAAUGCUGUUCAAAAGCAAAAAAACUCUCCUUGACCUUGGCUCGGGCCUUUUACCUCUAUCAUGCACGGUUUAUCACAUACAGUUUUCGUUUCAUUCUUGACGCGGCACAAGCUCCUUGUCAAAGUUCCUCCCUCUGGCCACAUGUCACCGCAGGGAAGCACAGAUAUGUAUAUAUUAAAGUUGCAUUUACUUUGUC
Molecule: messenger RNA, 3578 nt
Organism: Chondrus crispus (carragheen)
Lineage: Eukaryota; Rhodophyta; Florideophyceae; Gigartinales; Gigartinaceae
Exons: 2
Coding region: 1-2166 (721 amino acids)
Biological process (GO): bicellular tight junction assembly; transcription elongation by RNA polymerase II
Cellular component (GO): apical plasma membrane; bicellular tight junction; cytoplasmic vesicle
Source: RefSeq, a predicted model, not a curated record